Molecule: messenger RNA, 1026 nt
Organism: Larimichthys crocea (large yellow croaker)
Lineage: Eukaryota; Metazoa; Chordata; Actinopteri; Sciaenidae
Product: voltage-dependent T-type calcium channel subunit alpha-1I
Exons: 6
Coding region: 128-742 (204 amino acids)
Biological process (GO): calcium ion import across plasma membrane
Cellular component (GO): voltage-gated calcium channel complex; membrane
Molecular function (GO): high voltage-gated calcium channel activity
Source: RefSeq, a predicted model, not a curated record
CAGUAAUGUUGUCAUGGUAACCUGAUGUUUACUAUCAAAUAUUAAUUACCCCAUUGUAAAUGACUGUUGACAUUAGCUAGCUCAACUUACAAUCACCAGCUCGACCAAAACAUCUACAAACAGCAACAUGUUUUCUCUCGGAGAGGAACAGCCAGACAUGGUUCAAAACCCAAACUCCGUCCCUAGGGAUGAAGAAUAUUUGCCCUACCCAGCCGUGGCCCCCGUGGUGUUCUUUGGCUUAAAACAGACCACAAGACCCCGUAACUGGUGUCUGAAAGUUGCCUGCAGCUUGUGGUUGGAUUAUGGAUCCAGACUGAUGGCGCUGCUCAGCUGUGCCAACAUGUGCAUGUACGAGACCUGUAAGGAGCCCUCAAACCUACUUACGAUCUUGGAGCGUGUAACAUUCAGCUUCUUCAUGGUGGAGAUGCUCAUGAAGAUGGUGGCCCUGGGAGUCUUUGGCCAUCAAGAAAGUUACCUAAGCAACAACUGGAACAAGUUUGAAGUCCUAACCAACUCUUUGCAUGUGGUAGAUUAUUUUCUGGCUUUCUUCGGCAUCAACUGGCAGAUCUAUAAACUGCUGGAGCCAAUGCGUCUGAUUGGUAGACUACCGGCGGAGAACCAAUACCCUUUCACCUCAGGAAGGGGUAACGGAACACGACGCGGUGCUGCGCGUUCCUGGAGGCAUCCAGGUGAGGUGGACGAGGAAGAAGAAAGGCGAUCUGAAGCCACGUGUUCUCUUUAAUGAUUUCAUUAUACAUAUAUAAACCAAAAAAUACUGAUACUAUCUUUAUUAAAUUGUUAUAUGUGUAAAUAGGAUAUGUAUAUGUUGCAUAUGAGUGUGAUUUGAAUCCACAUCGGUGCUAUCAAUUGAAUGAAUUUGACAUUUUAUAUGUUGAUCUUUGUUUUAUUGUUAUUGUAAACAACAUGCAUAUGUUGUAUGUGACACUGUUGUAUUGAUCGUUUUAUACUGAUUGUUUUGAGCGGUUGUACAAACUGCUGGUGUUGAUUUUAUUUGAAUAAAAUGAU